Octodon degus (degu) is the source of this 837-nucleotide messenger RNA. RefSeq names its product kallikrein related peptidase 13 (gene Klk13). The record is from RefSeq and is a predicted model, not a curated record. Gene Ontology annotation, biological process: proteolysis. Bases 1 to 837 code for a protein of 278 amino acids. NCBI's taxonomy places the organism in Eukaryota, Metazoa, Chordata, Mammalia, Rodentia, Octodontidae. The transcript is spliced from 5 exons. Gene Ontology annotation, molecular function: serine-type endopeptidase activity.
AUGUGGCCCCUGGCUGCUGCCAUUGCCUCCCUGACCGUGGCCCUGUCAAGAGGCAUCUCUCGGGACUAUCCCAAGAUUCUGAAUGGCACCAAUGGGACCAGUGGAUUUCUACCCGGUGGCUACACCUGCCUGCCCCACUCUCAGCCCUGGCAAGCGGCCCUGCUGGUGAGAGGGCGGCUCCUCUGUGGGGGAGUCCUAGUCCACCCGAAAUGGGUCCUCACCGCUGCACACUGUAUGAAAGACGGGUACACAGUUCACCUAGGCAAGCAUGUCCUGGGGCACGUGGAGUCCCGCGAGCAAGUGAGGCAGGUGGUCCACUCUAUCCCCCACCCCGAAUACCAGGUCAGCCCCACCCACCUGAACCAUGACAACGACAUCAUGCUUCUGGAGCUGGAGUCCCCGGUCCAGCUGACGGGCUCCGUCCGCACCCUGCCCCUUUCCCGAAGCAACUGCCUGCCCCCUGGUACCUGCUGUCGGGUGUCGGGCUGGGGCACCACCACCAGCCCGCAGGUGAGUUACCCCAAGACCCUGCAGUGCGCGAACAUCCCGCUCCGCUCAGAUGAAGAGUGCCGUCGGGUCUACCCUGGGAAGAUCACUACCAACAUGCUCUGCGCCGGCACCAAAGAGGGGGGCAAAGACUCCUGCGAGGGUGACUCCGGGGGACCCCUGGUCUGCAACAACACACUCUACGGCAUCAUCUCCUGGGGGGACUUCCCGUGCGGACAGCCCAACCGGCCCGGCGUCUACACGCGAGUCUCACAGUAUGUCUUGUGGAUCCACGAGACGAUCAAAAAUCAUAAAACCCCGGAGCGGAAAUGGACGAAGGGUACACAAUAA